AUGGCGCCCGCGGGCGCAAACAUAGCCGCAACCGUACCGGCCCUGCCGGAGGACGUCCUCGUGGAGAUCCUCCUCCUCCUGCCGGCCAAGUUAGUCCUCCGGUACCGCGCCGUCUCCAAGCAGUGGCGUCGUCUCCUCUCCGAUCCCGUCUUCAUCCGUGAUCACCACCGGCGUGCACCCCGCGCCAUCCUCCUCAACAGCACCUUCGUCGGCAUGGGCAUCUCCGUGCUCCAGUUCCCCUACACCGAUCAAUCGACAGUGGCUCCUCUCUAUUGCGGCAUCCCUUGUCAGCAUACGUAUCUCCACGGGUGCUGCCAUGGCUUACUCCUCUUCUCGUGCAAUUGCUUGGAGCCUCAUGAGAUCGAUACCAACGGAGACGUGUUCCGCUACUUCGUAUGCAAUCCGGCGACGCGGGAGUUCACCAGACUGCCCGCUAGCAUUGGCCAGCAGGUGGAAUUCGUGGGUUUCUACCGGCACGCGCCCACGGCCGAGUACCGCGUCCUCUGCCACAACAUACAUCAUCCUUACAAGAUUUACGAGUACCUGGUGGUGGCGCCGGGCCAUCACACGGCCAGGCGACUCGGACCCUCCAACUUGUGGAUGGACACCGACUUUCCGUUGAUGGAUGAAUCGGUGAUUCACCGUAGCUGCCUGCACUGGAUGCUAUGGUGGCGUCACAUGGGGAUUGUCGUGUUUGACACCAUCUCGGAGGAGUUCCGACUAAUGUGUGGCCCGGUGGACAGUGACACUCAUGCAGACAGCAUGUUCGGCCGGCUUGUGGGAGUGGACGGGACAUUGGGCGCGCCGCUAUUCGUGGCAGAUGAGGGGGUGCUCAAGCUGUGGGUGCUCGAGAGCUACGAGGAGGAGGCGUGGGUAUUAAGGUACAUGAUAGACACUAGCUUACUAGAUCAAGGACGCCGGUUUUUCUCCAUAUUGCUCGUCCACGUGAGCGACGAGGGUGACGCUGUAGUCAUGACCUUCGAACGGAAAGGAGUCGGAAAGUCUUUUGCCAUUGGCUUCAAAAGGCCUCGGUGA
Molecule: messenger RNA, 1035 nt
Organism: Lolium perenne
Lineage: Eukaryota; Viridiplantae; Streptophyta; Magnoliopsida; Poales; Poaceae
Product: F-box protein At5g07610-like
Molecular function (GO): protein binding
Source: RefSeq, a predicted model, not a curated record